Messenger RNA from Ceraceosorus guamensis, 909 nucleotides. RefSeq lists its product as hypothetical. The record is from RefSeq and is a predicted model, not a curated record. NCBI's taxonomy places the organism in Eukaryota, Fungi, Basidiomycota, Exobasidiomycetes, Ceraceosorales, Ceraceosoraceae. Bases 1 to 909 code for a protein of 302 amino acids. The transcript has 3 exons.
AUGUCGUACAUUAUCCUCUUCGAGCUGCCCACCCAUUCAUCAGGAACGGGUACGGGGCCCUUGUUCUCGCCCAACACAUGGACCACGCGUUUGACACUUCUACACAUGAACCUCCCCUUUCGCGUCGUGGAGCUAGACGGCCCUUCUCUUCGGCAUGAAUAUUUCACUCGAGUGUUCGGAAAGAGGCCUCUGGUGCCAAUGAUCGAAGCACCCGAUGAUCAGACUUGCGCAGCCUUACAAGAACAAGCCCUCGCUGCUUCAUCCUCCGCCUCUCAAGGUCACGAGAACGGCAACCUACAUUCGCCUUUCGUCCCGGAACGAUCAGCGAGCGAGGCAUCCAUAUCGGACCUCAGAGCGGGAGCUAAUUGGGCUCAUUUGCUCAAGCGCGGCCUGGGCAACAGCGAAUCGAGAUGGAGCUGGCACUUUGAGUUGCUUGCUCCUGCCAUUGCUGCGAACAUGGAUCCCAGGGUCCGCACCUUUUUCAAGAGCGACGAAAAGAAUGGUAAAGGUGGCUGGCAGAAGUUGUUGGCUCUCGAUAGAGGUGAAUUGCUCGCCAGAACACGCCGGUCUUUGCGACCAAUCUCGCAUCACUUCAGCAAUCCCGUUCCGUUCAGCGAUGACUCUGCGCCACCUCUUUUCCUCCAGUCGCCUACUCGCCCCGGACUUUCCGACGCCGUCAUCUUUGGACGCUACGCCAUGAGCGCCGCGACUGACUCGGCGCUUUCGAAAGCUAUCUGGGCCGAAGAUCCGAAGGUGGCCAGAGAAUGGUUUGCUGCGAACAGACGCCCUAAGGAUGCAGAGCUUCCUUUCGUUGAGGGUGAAUGGGACGGGGACAUUGCCUUGCCAGGGCUACAGGGCUGGAUAGACCGGGUAAGUGCAGUGGCUUUCCAACCACCUGGAGCGCUGUAG